GGCAUGGACGGACCAGCAGAGAUGGAGCCGCUCUUGGGGGAGCUGCCGCUGCGCUUCUCGCGGCUGCCCAUGUUCCCCUUCUUCGACUUGGCCCAUUAUGCCGUCUCGGUGAUGUCUCUGAAAGAGCAGCGGGGAGCAGUGGACGUAUCGUGCCAUAGCCCUAUCGCAUGCUGGUUUAGCGCUAUGCUUUACUGCUUUGGUGGGUCCAUUUUGUCUUCCUUGAUGCUCGCGGAACCUCCAGUUGCGUUUCUUGCCAAUACUACAAAUGUCCUCCUUGCCUCAUCCGUCUGGUAUCUAAUAUUUUAUUGUCCACAUGAUCUUUUCUAUCGCUACUUGUCAUGCCUGCCUAUUCGACUGUUGAUUUCAGGGAUGAAGGAAGUGACAAAAACAUGGAAAAUAAUGGGUGGAGUCAUGCAUGCACACAGCCACUACAAAAACGGGUGGAUGGUCAUGAUAGCUGUCGGAUGGGCCAGAGGAGCCGGCAGUGGCCUCAUAUCUAACUUUGAACAGUUGGUGAGAGGAGUGUGGAAGCCAGAGACUAAUGAACUGCUGAAGAUGUCCUACCCUGUGAAAGUGAGCUUGGUGGGAGCAGUACUCUUCACAAUGCAGGCCACUCAUUACCUUCCAGUGGCAAUUCAUGACCUCAUGUUGUUCUACACUGUCUUCUUAGUGGUUGUAAAGGUAGCCAUGAUGCUGACAGAAUUUAGGACUUCUCCAUUUGCCGUGUUUGAGAACGCAGUGGGCUCCUUCCUGUUUGGUUUUGACCCAGCUUCCGUGAAAGCAAAGGGCAAGGCCAAAAUAUCUCAUAAUGGUGGCCCCUCAAACAGUGAAUGUACUUCUGGUGGCGAGAUGGGGGACGGUGUUAAGAAAAGGCAUGCAAAGAAAACCGAAUAAAAAAAUGUUGAGAAUAGUGCUUUUAGGUGGCCAAAAAUACUUUGUACAUGGCCAUACAUGAGUUUAACGUUUUUCCCAAUGAUGUGAAAUGACAAUUGUAUAUAAGGAAAUAAAUGUAGCAAGAGACUAGCUCCAAUUACUCUCCGAGUUCAGUCUGUUGUAAAGUUUCCUACAUAGGCCCCUCUCGAGGGAUUUCCCGCAGGCCACAAUUCUUGUGGAUUUCUAUCUACUACUUCUACAUGGCUCCAAGGUGCCUCUGAAAUUUUCUUCUUUUUUUUGUAAAAUAGAGUUGGAUACGAGACAUCAUGUUAGAUUAUUUUUCCUAAUGUAAAUGAUAAAAUAAGAGACUAUAUUUGAUCUACUUGUAUGAGAAAAUUUUCUUGUGAUUAAAUUUUCCAGUUAAGAAAACCGAUCCCCCUGCUUUUAAAAACGUGGUAAAAUAUUUUUCCGUGAACAGCAAGACUUGCCUAUUUUUUUGUUGUUGAUUAUAACUUAUUUUAGGUACUAUCCAACCUGUGUUAAGCAUUUUCAGAUCCAAUACAGGAGAGAUAAAUUUGUGGUGAACCUUUUUGCUGAAGUGAGGCAAGACAGGACAGUGGAUUCUACCCUAGAGGUUUAGUGGCAGAGGUUUUCCCUCUCAGUAUGUAAUAUGUAAAAUAUUGUUUUAAUCUAACUGAACAAUGUGAAGCGUUUCUGUGAAAAAGUAACACAUUCGGUGACUGAAAGGAGUGAACGUUCACUUGUACAGUCGAACUUUAGACACCAGCUUAGCCUGCAGUCACUUCCUCUGAAACCUCUGAUUUUAUUGUUGUUCUGGCACAGAAUGCACAAGUUUGUCAGUUUCCACGCUUGAGUCACAAGAAAUCUUGUUGUUUUUUACAGAUUUUUCAUAAUUGUUUAAACUUUUCUCUAUUUACACAUUUAGAGCACUUUGAUACCAGAUGCUAUCUUGGAUCCAGUGGAGCAUUAUUGUGAGUGGAACUGCUGGUACUUGUGGAGAAUUACUUUCUCACCUCUCCCCUGCAGCCCAAAAUACUCUUCAAAAUUCAGUUCCUGGAUGUCCCCCCCCUCCCCCAAGAGCAACAUCUCUGGGGGUAUUUUGAGCUGUAGCAGGAGGGGAAUUGGUUGGAGAGGCAAGCUCUGUGGGCGGAAAUUUCCAUGUGUAGAAAUGCUCUGUUGGAUCCAGGCCGAUGGUAAACGUGAAGAGGGCUUUUAAGGGGGCAGCUAAACUAGUUGCAGUGAAAAUUCAUGUGAAUGAUAAUCAUAUCAAAUGAUGCAAGUUCGUAGGCAUGAAUAGUCACACUUUUUAAUCUAACUGGGACUUCUUAUAGAAAGAACGUGGGCCUUUCUUCAAAUGCAGCACAAAUCAUUCAUGAAUUAGAAGAUGCAUUCCAGAGAGCUUUCUCCAAAUCAUCUGGAGCAAUGACUCUCUGAUGUUAGCUGGAGGUAGGCUAGGCCUGCUCAGUUUGUGACCCACCAAGCCAAAUGCAACUCAUUAGCCAUGUAUAUCAGGUCCCUAGGGACUUAACCUGUUUCUUCCUCUUCCCCAACUGCAUGGGACUAUAAAAACAAGGAGGACCAUUAAAAAAACCCAGCCACAACAUAUGGCCGUUGCUCAGCUAUUGGUUUUUUGGGUCACAGAUCAUGUAGGGCUGCUAACCGUUUUUCUGCAUUGAGGAGAAGUAUUUUUAUCAAACUUUUAUUGGCACUUUGUGUGGAACGCUAAUUGUAAAUACAGUAUGUGGAAAGAAGUUCUUUUUUAUUGAAUAGGUGAUUCCCACGUUACUGGGCUGAAGAACUGAGUCCAAUUUAAAAACAAAAUGGCCAACAUUUUCGGACACAUCAGCUGUCAAGAUGGGGCCUGCAGGCCCAUGAAUGUUCAGAGAGCAGACUGGGCCUAGGCUCAUGUCUUGUUUUGCUCCCUGCGAAACGCAACCCUUUUUACCAGCAAAAGAUGUGAACGGGAGGUGUGCAGUAUUCCUCAUGCCAGGCGUCCACAUUUUGCCUUACAACUUCUUGGAGCUCAGUUUACCAUCUAGGUGGUCAGUUCUGGAAUGUUCUACGUGACUAGAAUUCCCCAAGAGGGUUCUCGGAAAUUUCCAUCUAGUAUUAUGCUGAAUUUUGACUACUAGGCAGCUGAAAAACAAAACACCAGCAAACCUACUUCUAACAUGUGACGUCUUUGCACUUAUCAACUGUCUUGAUGCUUUUUGGUACUAGAUUUUUGUACGGGGUUUGGUGCUGUCCUCAUGCACUUCUACGGUUUUUGCACUGUUGUUGUUUUAGCACAAAUUGAUGUGAAAAUGUGUUUUAAAUUAUUGUAAAAAAGACAUUUAGUUGGGCAGAAAAUGGUCUGCUUUGUAUUUUGAUUCUCUCUGCAUUUACAAACCUGCUAUUAAAAAAACCUUGAAACUGU
Molecule: messenger RNA, 3310 nt
Organism: Sphaerodactylus townsendi
Lineage: Eukaryota; Metazoa; Chordata; Lepidosauria; Squamata; Sphaerodactylidae
Gene: TMEM38B
Product: transmembrane protein 38B
Exons: 6
Coding region: 4-894 (296 amino acids)
Biological process (GO): potassium ion transmembrane transport
Cellular component (GO): membrane
Molecular function (GO): identical protein binding; potassium channel activity
Source: RefSeq, a predicted model, not a curated record